Molecule: messenger RNA, 1107 nt
Organism: Talaromyces atroroseus
Lineage: Eukaryota; Fungi; Ascomycota; Eurotiomycetes; Eurotiales; Trichocomaceae
Exons: 3
Coding region: 1-1107 (368 amino acids)
Biological process (GO): regulation of DNA-templated transcription
Molecular function (GO): zinc ion binding; DNA-binding transcription factor activity, RNA polymerase II-specific
Source: RefSeq, a predicted model, not a curated record
AUGACUGCUCGACAAUCAACUCCUUCGUCGGAGCAUUCAGCUCACUCAGACAACGUGCGCAAGAGAGUCUGCAAGGCUUGCGAUCGGUGUCGCCUGAAGAAAUCAAAAUGUGAUGGUGCAAGUCCGUGUGGGAGGUGUCGUGCCGACAAUGCCAUCUGCGUGUUUGGCGAGCGGAAGAAGGCACAUGACAAGGUUUACCCUAAAGGAUACGUGGAGAUGCUCGAACAACAACAGGUAUGGCUAGUGAACGGACUGCAAGAACUCUAUCGACGUGCCCAAGAAGGCGAGGGCUGGACUGGAGAGCCACUCAAGGCCGAAUCCAACGGCCACCCACUGACACACGACCUGCUCACACGCCUGGGCGCAUUGGACCAUACCAAAGGCGAGCAAUUCGAAGAGAAUGUCGAGUCAAUGCAACAAAAGCUAUGGCAACAGAACCCAGGAUAUAUGCAACGACAAGAGUCGUCCGAUGGCAGUUCUGACACUGCCCAAUCGCCUAUUAUUAGCAGCAGUGGCAGCAGCAACAACUCUAAUAAUCACCGACAUCACAUCCAUCACCACCAUAAUAAUAACCACCGUGUUCAUCCUUAUAACGUCUCGGGGUAUGCGGAAGCCCUAUCACGACGCCAAUUGCCCCCAACACCACCCAGCUAUAGUCCGUCAUCACAAACGAUGACAACGAUAAAAUCAGAGCAAGGACAAACGCCGGCGGCGUCAACAAAUAAUAUUAACACCGGUUUCAGGUCAACAGUCGCCUCCACGUCAACCCUGCUCCUUUCCCAACAAGGCAUUAACCCGAUGGCUCUACAGAACCCGCAAAACAAUUUGCACCAACAGCAGCAACAACAACAAUCACAACAACCGUGGGUCGGUAGUAAUGCGAGCGCAAGUGAUCUGAGUUUCGACGAUCUAGAUCUCCUCGGAAAUCAAUAUACGAUGUUUGACGAGGCAUCCUCUUCCCCGCCUCCAAUGUUCGCUACUCGUCAACAGCAGCAACAAUCGCAACAACAAAUGCCUAUAAGUUGUUUACCACCGAGUAUGCUGUUUGAUGCGAAUGAUGAUUUCAGUCAAUAUUUUAAUCCGAAUAUGGAAAUUUCUACCAUAUGA